Messenger RNA from Cannabis sativa, 1367 nucleotides. RefSeq lists its product as uncharacterized. Gene Ontology annotation, cellular component: ribosome; mitochondrial small ribosomal subunit. The transcript is spliced from 6 exons. Gene Ontology annotation, molecular function: structural constituent of ribosome; small ribosomal subunit rRNA binding. The record is from RefSeq and is a predicted model, not a curated record. Bases 220 to 1002 code for a protein of 260 amino acids. NCBI's taxonomy places the organism in Eukaryota, Viridiplantae, Streptophyta, Magnoliopsida, Rosales, Cannabaceae. Gene Ontology annotation, biological process: translation.
AAAAUGAAACAACCAAAAUGAGAUUUGGGUUAUUUCCAGGGGCUUAAAAAUAAAAUAUAAAAUUUAAGGGCGAAGGGCUCUCUCCUCUCCGCGUUUAUUCUCAUUCUCCAUAACCAGUCCUGGAAUCCAGCCGCACCUCCCUACGCCGGCCAAGGGACUCGUACGCAGUCAAAACGUUCGACUCGCCACUCGUUGACGCUCCGAACUAGUUUUCCGAAAAUGAGAAACAUAGUUCGAUUAGCUGUUCGGACCUUGAAUGAUGUCUCGCCGCCUCGAUUUUUCGUGAGAACUCUCUCUUCAAAUUCAAUCUUCGGUGGGAGAAUGGGUGAUAAUGAAAGUAGUAACUCAAUGGAAUCUUCUUCCGAUUUCCAGCAGAGGAUUUUAGGUGGAAAUUAUGGGAAAAGUUCAACAACAAAUUCUUUAUUCGAAAAGCUCGAUAGCAUUGGGAAGGGUCGCGAUAGCUUUGUCUCAAAUAAGAAUGCUGAGAGUAAUUACGGUGUAUUGGAUGGAUUAGACGAACAUUUCAACACUAUACAGGAUGGAAUGGAUGGGAAGCUACAGAACGCAGCCACAUAUUUUGAGUUUGAUCCUGAAGAAAUAUUGCAAGACGAGUAUUCUUUCAGGCCAGACGUGAAUUUCAGAAGGGGGAUGACUUAUGACGUUAAGGAUCUUGAUUUAACUAAGCCAGGAGUUCGUAAACCUCCCCCGAGGGCUGAGUUUAAAGUUACGACGGCAGAAGUUCUGAAAAAAGCUGAUUUUAGGAAUAUACGAUUUCUUGCAAAUUUCUUAACGGAUGCUGGAAUUAUCAUCAAAAGGAGCCAGACUGGCAUCAGUGCCAAGGCCCAGAGGAAGGUUGCUAGGGAGAUCAAAACAGCCAGAGCCUUUGGUCUAAUGCCUUUCACAACAAUGGGGACAAAACAAUUUGUUUUUGGAAAAACUAUGGAGGGUCUCGAUGAAGACUAUGAGUAUGAAAAUUAUGAUGUGAUUGCUGAUGCAGAAUAAACAAAUGGCUCUAUAAAUGCCUAAAGCUGCUUGUCUGAGGGUUGGAAUUGUAACACACCUUCUCCAUAUUUGCCUUGCCCUAAAAGAACACUGAAACUGGAACCGAAAAGAUCUCGAUUAACUUCAAAAGUAUUUCUCCUUUUUUUGAAACCCCUAUGGAUGUUGUGAGCUUGGUUUGUGAAAUUAUUAGCCUUACACAUGUACAAGUGCAUUUUUGCUAGUUUUAUUUUGUUUUAUUUACCUUUAGUAUAGGUACUAAUUUAAAAUAAUGGCAUACAGGAACUCCAUUUGUAAGAGAGGUUUUCAGCAAUGGCCUUUAGUUGGUACUCAUGGCAAUGACAAUCUCUGCAUGGCCAUUUAUCUUC